UUGUGAUCACCUCCAAAUUUUCGUGGCGAAGUGGUUUCUGAGGGAAAUGCUGUUGGUUGUAAUCCUCUCUCUCUCUCUCUCUCUCGUUUCAGCGAGACAGUGAGGCCAAAUUAAGACCAGCUGCUUCAGCAACCAUAUUUUAUGCCUAGUUGGGGCUGUUUGAUCUGCUCAAAUGGAUGAUAAGUAUGAGCUGAUAGAGCAUAUUGGGAAAGGUGGCUUUGGUAAGGUCUACAAGUGCCGUGACUCGUUGACCAAUAAGACUCUAGCUCUGAAGAGAAUUUUUAUUGGAGAUGAGAAUGGAGUGCCUAGCUCAGUGAUAAGAGAAGUUUCUCUUUUGAAGGAACUGGAUCACAUUAACAUAGUCAGGUUGCUGGAUGUACUGAAUGAUUCAGAAUGUGUUGAUCUUGUGUUCGAGUGCCUAGACCUGGACUUAAAACAAUUCAUUGAUUCUUAUCCAAAGAUUGCAAAUAAUCCUUGCAUGAUAAAGAGCUUUAUGUAUCAGAUUCUCUGUGGACUAAGCUACUGCCAUUCUCACAAAAUUUUGCAUCGAGAUCUUAAACCUCGAAAUUUGUUGGUGGAUCUGAACAACAAAAUAGUGAAGCUUGCUGACUUUGGACUGGCCAGACCAUUUGGUGUUCCUCUCAGGACUUAUACUGGAACUGUGGCAACUCUACCAUACAGAGCACCGGAGCUCCUGCUUGGUUUGGAAUACUCUGCUCCAGUUGAUGUCUGGUCAGCCGGCUGCAUAUUUGCCGAGAUGGUGGCCCAACAGCCUCUGUUCGGCAGAAAUUGCGAAGUUAACAUAAUGCUGGACAUGUUCAGCAUAUUCGGACUCCCAGAUGAAGCAACAUGGCCUGGAGUUACUUCACAAUGUGAUUUCAUUUCCACGAUGGCUGAGAUGCAGUUCUGCUGGAAUACGAAAAAUCUUGCAGACUCUGUCCCUGGUCUCGAACCUGCUGGGUUGGAUCUCCUUUCUAAAAUGCUGUGCAUGAAUCCAAGCCGAAGGAUUACGGCUCAGGAGGCGCUCAAGCAUCCAUACUUCAGAAAUCUUAAAGCCAGGCCUUGAACUUGAUUUUGCCCAUCCAUCUUCCUAUAUGCCUUCCAUAGAAAUAUUCAUGGAUAUAUUAACUUGGUUAAAUAGGUAUAGGCUUGGGAUAAGAGUUCUUGCCUCCCAUUAUUGUCAUAUUACCCCCAUUGAAUUUGGUUCUGUACUAACUUUGAAUCUCUCUCACACAAGUAAACAAUAUGUUUCGUAUAGAACUUGUAUAUCGAAAUAUUAUAACUGAUUUGCU
Diospyros lotus (date-plum) is the source of this 1292-nucleotide messenger RNA. Its product is annotated as cell division control protein 2 homolog 2-like. Gene Ontology annotation, molecular function: ATP binding; cyclin-dependent protein serine/threonine kinase activity; cyclin binding. Lineage: Eukaryota; Viridiplantae; Streptophyta; Magnoliopsida; Ericales; Ebenaceae. The transcript has 9 exons. Gene Ontology annotation, cellular component: nucleus; cytoplasm; cyclin-dependent protein kinase holoenzyme complex. The record is from RefSeq and is a predicted model, not a curated record. Gene Ontology annotation, biological process: regulation of G2/M transition of mitotic cell cycle; protein phosphorylation; G1/S transition of mitotic cell cycle. Bases 173 to 1066 code for a protein of 297 amino acids.